Thermothielavioides terrestris NRRL 8126 is the source of this 2197-nucleotide messenger RNA. RefSeq lists its product as uncharacterized. The transcript is spliced from 4 exons. The record is from RefSeq and is a predicted model, not a curated record. Lineage: Eukaryota; Fungi; Ascomycota; Sordariomycetes; Sordariales; Chaetomiaceae. The coding region runs from base 1078 to 1854 and encodes 258 amino acids.
GCGCGGUUCAGCUCAUGAACCGGCGACGCCACGGAAUAAAUUAAUGGAGCGCUUGGGCGAGCGAUCUUCGAGAUCGCAUCAUGGCCCGCAGACCGAAGAUUGUUCCGUCUCAGUCAGGAGUAUGAACGAUUACGCUGUGGUGGAUAUAGGAACGGAGGUGUUCCUAUAACCAAGGGCUUUCUGGCCCAUUUCACCCACGAUGUUAGGCACGGCCGCAGUCACCCAUGCGCGAUCCGCAACGGACAAGCGACCGAUAGUGUACUCUCGCAUCCUGGUCGGCGCGGCGCGGUCCGCAACUGGAAGUACUGCGGUACAACGCUACUCUAGAGUACGACUGAUACGUGUACCUACAGAGUCGCAUUGCCCUUGCACACCGCAAGUGGAUGUCCGGCAUACUCCCGUAGAUGGCGGCCGAACCGAAUGGGAAACCGACGCCGGGACGCGGCAGUUUCUCACAGAGGACCCCCAAGUGGUGAUCAAGAGUGACGACGGCAGCUGUCAGGCAUCGGCCGGCUCGGCGACAACUGCUCACCCCCUCACGGGCCCCGCGCGCCGUCGCCCUUUGAUUGGGCCAGCUGGGCGCUUACAUGCCGGCACCACCAGACCUCUCACGGCCUCUCAUUGGGCACUGGACUGUGAUUGACCUGCCGCUUGCAUCUCUCAGGUUGCGCGGAAUGGCUGUUUGCCAGUGCGAGGGCGGCAGCACGGAUGGCCCCAAAGCGCAAGAUAGGUGGCUUGCCGCCCUCUACCACAGUAAUAAGUCGCGGCUGCGAUCCGCUCCCGUCCUCUUUGUUCCGCUGCUAUGACCCGACCAACUGUGAGCUGGACCAUCGCCGAGUCCGCUGUCGCCGGCGACUGAGGGCUGAAUCCAUCACGGCCCGUUUGUUGCGAUUCUCAGAAGUUGGUGUGAGCGAGUCCCCAGCGGCCUCCGGCGACCCCUCGGAACCUCGAAGCACCGAGAACGGCACCCGGGCAGCAAGCACAAAGCGAGCGGAGUAACUUGGGCCGGAAACGGCGCCUAGUGAGCGAUUGUGCUGUGCAUCAGAAGCUCACGAAAGGAGAGAGGAGAACUCAACGAUGGGCUCGUACGUCAUUCUCCGUCGGCCAUGGAGGGCCAAGAAGCCGCUGUACUUCGGCAUGAUCCCCGAGCUGGGCGGCACCAUCGCGCUGCUCGUGCUCUUCGGCCUGCAGAACCCCGACGCCUUCCGGACCCUGUUCUGGCGCAUCGGCUUUGAACACGGGCUCAACUCGAACCCCAACAUGAUCCUCUACGCCUAUGCGAACUUCCGCCCCUUGCCCUCCAUCCCCUUCGUGUGGUCACAGACCCUGACGAGCUUCAACGUCGCCAUCUCGAUCCUGUCCCUCUUCGUGCUGCUGGCCAAGAUGAUCGCCACCAUCAUGAAGGUCUUCUACCCGGUCUUCGGCGUCUUCGUCGGCCUCAGCCUGACUGCCCUCUACGCGACGAGCGUCGGCGGCCAGGCCGGCCCCGACUACGCCGACCCGCGCUACCCGAGCCCCGUCCCCUGGUAUAUCCGCAUGGGCUGCGACAUCGCCGCGCCCUACAACGCGGUCGGCGACUGCAAGAUCGCCAAGGGGGCGUUCGCCGCGACGGUGUUCAUGAUGACCCUCUAUCUGUGCCAAACCGCCUUCGCCAUCUGGUCCAUGCUGCCCAACAAGGAACUCGACAGGGUGGAGUCGGACGACGAGGAGGACGGCUCGGUCCGGAAGGACAAGGCCAGUUCCUCCGUGGAGAUGAAGUCCUCCUCGGCGCCGAACCCGCAGGCGACGCCCUUCACGCCGCGGACGCAGGCGUUUCACACGCUGGACAGGAAGCUGCCUCUCCGGGACAGCUAAAGGGGGAAAGGUGGUCCUCUCGUCUCGAGGGGAAAAACAGGCCACGGUCGAGGACCGUCAGAGCUUGCAGGCAGAGCUGUGAAAUGGGCCGCUGCUCUGCUGGUCGGGGCAAUCGUUUUCUCCGUUGUCCCGGCGGGAACAUCGGAGCCUGGGUUGGAUCAUCCAUGGUCAACGCGGUACGCAUUGCGGGUUGCUCUGGGAGUCGGGAGUUCGGGUUACGCGUUGGUCUGGAAAGGAUAUCUCGAUCUCGUCUUGUUGUUAGUGUAGUUGAUACACAUCACGCACCUGCCCAGUCAGGGCCGUCUAGUCCGCCACUAGUCUUCUCAACAACGUCGCACUCCCC